GAGGGGAGAGGCGGCCGCACAGCCUGCUUCCCCGCGCCCUGCUCGCCGCCGCCGCCGCUGCCCUCGCCCAGCCGAGCGCACCCGCCCGGGUACACGCACCCCGCCGCCCGGCGCCACCCCGCGCACUCCUCCCGCCGCUCCGCCGGGCAGAUGCGCCGCCGCGCGCCCCGCGCCCCGGGCCCGCCACAGAGCUCCGUCGCGCACCGGGGGCUCCUCUCUCAGGCCCCCCUGGGUGCCCUCCGGCUGGGGCUCCCGCCCGCUCCUUGGAAUAACCCCUGAGGCUCCAGCCGUCGCCGCAAAGUUUCCCGAGGAGACCCGCCUCCCCGGCCGCUGCUCAGGUGAAGAAGCGGGGAGUAGGAGAGAAAGGCCCCAUUCUGGACAGCUGCACCCAGUGGCUGAAGCAGGAAUCACCCACCCUUCUGCCUCACGCACUCCAGAAGCUUCUCUACAAGCAGGAGCAGCCAAGCAGACCAGCCCCCUCUCAAAGUGGCUUCCCAAAGCGGGGCACACAGGCCUGACAGCUCAGCAGUGCGAGGUGAGGUGACUGCAGCCUGUGGUGAAUCUGAACUCCUCAGAGGGGUAAUAGACCCCCCCACACAGAUGCAGCCUGAGUGGCUCUCUCUCAGCUCUGUCACGCAAGAGCGCUCUCUGCACUGAGCCAUUCUGCCAAGUGACUUAAAGGGAUUUAAAAAGAAAGGAAAAAAAAAGAACCUUGGUAAAGAAAAAAGGGGUAACAGCCCCACAGAGGCAUUUCAGGAGAGGUGUGGCCUGAGGACAGAGCACCAAAGUUACAAAGAGCUGCGGUGGAAGUGGUGGCCCGUGAGAGGCCACACUCCCCGGGGACCGGCACUGGGCUGUGGGGCAUGCCCUGCUCAGGAGUCCCCGGGGGUGCACACAGAACACAUACCUCUCACUCCAGAGAGCCAAGCCUGCAGGGCCUGUGCCUGGGGUGCCAAAGAUGCCACUUGGGGCCUGCAGCCACAACUGAAGCCUAACCACAAGCAAGACUUCAAGACCUUCUUAUUCUUUGCGUGCCUCAUUGUUCCUGCUGCCCUGGAGGUGCCGUCUGUGGUUGAGUGGUUCUGGGUUUGUUGGUGACAUGGGACAAGGCAUGUGAGCGUGGCCCGAACUGUGAAGCAGUGACCCCAUCGGGACCCAGUGGCUCCAGGGAACAGCAGCAGAGGAGGUAUUGAGGCUCCAGGUUAGGUGGGUCAGACCUCCACCAGCUGUCCACCAUGGUGGUGGCACACCCUACUGCCACCACUACCACCACACCUGCUGCCACCAUCACAGCCACUGUUGUGAUGACCACGGCCACCAUGGACCUGCGGGACUGGCUGUUUCUCUGCUAUGGGCUCAUUGCCUUCCUCACGGAGGUCAUCGAUAGCACCACCUGCCCAUCGGUGUGCCGCUGUGACAAUGGCUUCAUCUACUGCAACGACCGGGGACUCAAGUCCAUCCCCUCAGACAUCCCUGAUGAUGCCACCACCCUCUACCUACAGAACAACCAGAUCAACAAUGCAGGCAUCCCUCAGGACCUCAAGACCAAGGUCAAAGUGCAGGUCAUCUACCUGUAUGAGAACGACCUGGAUGAAUUCCCCAUCAACCUGCCCCGCUCCCUUCGAGAGCUACAUCUACAGGACAACAAUGUGCGCACCAUCGCCAGGGACUCAUUGGCUCGCAUCCCGCUGCUGGAGAAGCUGCACCUGGAUGACAACUCCGUUUCCACCGUGAGCAUUGAGGAGGACGCUUUCGCCGACAGCAAGCAGCUCAAGCUACUUUUCCUGAGCCGGAACCACCUAAGCAGCAUCCCAUCGGGGCUGCCACACACGCUGGAAGAGCUGCGGCUGGAUGACAACCGCAUCUCCACCAUCCCACUGCAUGCGUUCAAGGGUCUCAACAGCCUGCGGCGCCUAGUUCUGGAUGGCAACCUGCUGGCCAACCAGCGCAUUGCUGAUGACACCUUCAGCCGCCUGCAGAACCUCACAGAGCUGUCACUGGUGCGCAACUCGCUGGCUGCCCCGCCCCUCAACCUGCCUAGUGCCCACCUGCAGAAGCUCUACUUGCAGGACAAUGCCAUCAGCCACAUCCCCUACAAUACGCUGGCCAAGAUGAGGGAGCUGGAGAGGUUGGACUUGUCCAAUAACAAUCUCACCACACUGCCUCGAGGCCUGUUUGAUGACCUGGGGAACCUGGCACAGCUGCUUCUCAGGAACAACCCCUGGUUCUGUGGCUGUAACCUCAUGUGGCUUCGGGACUGGGUGAAGGCACGCGCUGCAGUGGUCAAUGUGCGGGGCCUCAUGUGCCAGGGCCCUGAGAAGGUCCGAGGCAUGGCCAUCAAAGACAUCACCAGCGAGAUGGACGAGUGCUUUGAGACGGGGUCACAGGGCAAUGCAGCCAAUGCAGCUGCCAAGACCACAGCCAGCAACCAAGCCGCUGUCACCACGCCCCAAGGUUCUCUGUUUACUCUCAAGGCCAAGAGGCCAGGACUGCGCCUCCCUGACUCCAACAUUGACUACCCCAUGGGCACCGGUGAUGGUGCCAAGACAUUGGUCAUCCAGGUGAAGCCACUGACAGCAGACUCCAUCCGAAUCACAUGGAAGGCCAUGCUACCUGCCUCCUCUUUCCGGCUCAGUUGGCUGCGUCUGGGCCAUAGCCCAGCUGUGGGUUCUAUCACAGAGACCCUGGUGCAGGGGGACAAGACAGAAUACUUGCUGACGGCCCUGGAGCCCAAAUCCACCUACAUCAUCUGCAUGGUCACCAUGGAAACUGGCAACACCUAUGUGGCUGAUGAGACACCUGUGUGUGCCAAGGCAGAGACGGCUGAUAGCUACGGCCCUACCACCACACUCAAUCAGGAACAGAAUGCUGGCCCUAUGGCAGGGCUGCCCCUGGCUGGCAUCAUUGGUGGUGCCGUAGCUCUCGUCUUUCUCUUCCUGGUCCUUGGGGCCAUCUGCUGGUAUGUGCACCGGGCUGGUGAGCUGCUGACCCGAGAGAGGGUCUACAACAGGGGAAACAGGAAAAAGGAUGACUACAUGGAGUCAGGGACCAAGAAAGAUAACUCCAUUUUGGAAAUCCGAGGCCCAGGACUGCAGAUGCUACCCAUCAACCCGUACCGCUCCAAAGAGGAGUACGUGGUGCACACCAUCUUCCCCUCCAAUGGCAGCAGCCUCUGCAAGGGUGCCCACACUAUUGGCUACGGCACCACACGGGGCUACCGGGAUGGCGGCAUCCCUGAUGUGGACUACUCCUACACAUGAAGCCGGCCACCCCCAGUGUGCUCACGUGGCUCUGUCUAGCCCGCUGCAAUACCAGGAGCCAGGAAGAGAAACUCCACAGUGACUUUCCCAGCAGAAAGCAAAGUUUGGGGAGGGUUGGUGAACAAAAUAGUGGGAUUAAAAAAAAAUUAAACACAUAGAAAGCAGGAGGGAAAUUCAGAUUGCUGGAGACAUAAUUCGUGAUUUAUACCAGAUCAUGAGCGUGAAGGGUUGGAUUGGGACUUUUUCCCCCCUGAACCAGAUUGAUACUACCUGUACAACAUUCGUGUACACCUCAAGCUCCAUUCAGGGCCAUCAGAGAGCAUCAUGUGACAGAUGGACAGGAUGGCAUGGAGCCCCCACGCACCCCCUGCCGGCUGCUCACACUGACAGCUCAAUGAAAGGUUUUGGGGUUUUUCACAAGAGUCCGGGGAAGAAGACUUUGCUAUGGAGCUACUGUCCUGACGUCUCUUCCCUGGCUCUUUCCGUGCUCUUUGCUUUCCAGAUCUGCAGAAAUAUGGCGUCCUCCAUGGUAUUCUCCGAACAAUACCAUAGUCAAUUAAAAGAAAAGAAAAAAACAGUCAAACUUUUCCUUCCAAUGCCGAGCGCUUUGGUUCCAUUCACCGAACUCCGUAGAAGCUCUGAGGAAAGCCAUGGCUUUCCCUGCCGCAUGGAGGUGCGUCUGUCUGCCCGCCUGUUGCCAUGUCACGUGUCUCAGUACAGAAGGGUAGAUAGAGCUGCGUGUCUGUCCUCUCAGCACCUUUGGGUCAGUCCUUGACAUUUCUUCAGAUGAUAGAAUUGCAAAAAGUUUGCUUUCUCCUAGAAAUCAUUCAGUAAGUAAACCAUGUGUGGGAUGAGAGUGAGGUGGAGGGUAGGGGCCUCAGCCCGGGUGGAGGGAUUGCUGUUUCUUAGAGGCUCUGGUAUCAGCAUCCCAGUGGAGUUAGGAAGAAUUGGCUGAGGAUGCUUUGGAGUCCAUCCUGUGUCACCCUUCCUGCUCCCUCCUGCUGUGGAGAAAAGCUUUCCUAGAUGGCCAGUGCCCCCAUCUAUCCUUCCCCAUAGAUCCUGUCCCCACGAUAGUGUUUACUCUUUCUCCUGGGACAGGUAAUUAGUGCAGGGACUAUUUAUAAAUAUAUGUGUCACACACACACAUCAGCUGGCUAGACCUAUUGGUUUCCAUGACUGCUCAAACAAAGCCCAGAAAAAAGAAAAAAAAUUUCAGAAAAUCCCUGGGAGACACACACCCACAUACACACACACACACACACACACACACACACACAAUCUCAGCCAUGCCCACACCAGGGGCUCUGUUCUCAAGAGGGAAAAAAAAUCAGAUUUCUUUGUAAAAUGCAUCAACCUCUAGAAGGGUACUGACCGGGGCCCUGGGAAGAGCUCAGAUUUUAUUCCCCCCCCUGUGGAAUCAAUGCCGUUAUCAUUUAUCAACGGACACCACAGUGUGGUGAGCCAUGAGAUUAAAACGAUGAUAAAAUAAUGACAGCAAAUCCAGAAAGGAGGAAAGAGCGGGGCCUGCGGUUCUGAUGUCUGCUUCGUCCUAUACUCGGGGAGCCCGGGUCAUCAUCUGUCAAUGUGUUGCUUUGCCCUGCACUGGAGAAAAAAGUCAUCAAAGGAAGACACUGGUCCGAGGGCAGCGGAUGAGAAGGGGUCCAGCUCCUGAUAGUGGUGUUUUCAAAAGACAUCUGCCAAAGACCUCUGCCACUCUGUUCAAAGCAAAGGCAGGAAGAAGCGGCCAGGCAGCUGCCCGAAGUGUACCUGGGGGGCCAUCCUCUGCUGGACAUUAAAGAGCCAACUGGUCCUUCAGUGAAGAGAUGAGAUUGAAAGAAAUGGACCCAGCAGGUGCUCCAGAGUAGUGGAAAGGGGUACAGGCUCCUAAUCAGAACCCAAGGGGUCAUCAUACGAAAUGGAGACCCCAGCCCACCAGCCCCAGGGAGUGGCCGAGGGGUGUGGACAUGGAUCAUUCCAAAGGAGACCUCUCUUCCCUCUUCAUCCCAAGUCAUUUUCCCGCAUAAUGAGGUCAAGGGAGCCUCAGAUUCAGGUCUGUAUAAAUGUGCGUCCUGGAGCUCAGCUGUCCCCAGUGACCCUAAUAACACCCUAGUUCUGGCAGCUUUGGCAGGCAUGGAGGAGACCCAUCUGUGAGGAACAGCUAUGUGAAGGAGAGUCCAGAUGCUGAGCAGGCAUCAAGGGCACUGUGCCAGCCUUCUUCAGGGCCCCAGGAAAGUAAAACCCCAGAUCCCCACACCUACCUUGCAGCUGUAAUCUGCCCUGUCCUCUCGACUCGUCCAUGUUCCCUUUAUUAUCUAUUCCCUGCCCCAGAAGGAUCUGAUUACUUUCUCUGGUGGCCAGGAAAACUCUUAGGAAUGGCAGGUGACCUAGACCCUGGGAACUGCCUGGAAGGCCCUACCUGGAGAUUCAGGAACUUGUGGGCCAAAUGCUAGAGGCUUGGGCUGUGGUAAAUUUCUUCCCCCACUGCACUAAACCUGACCGACGGGCCUUGGCAGGCACAGGCACAAUGUCAAAGCUUGGGUGGAGCUCAGUGGAUUUUACACGCAGCUGGAGAGUCCACGCAUUGCCCCCUAAGGAGCACUAAAUGCUGGUCAGGGUGCGCACUGCCCAGCCAUGGCCCUGCAGCCCCUGACAGCCUUCCCUAUGUCAUUUCUGCCCUUUUGUGUUUAACAUUUUCCCGGUACCCUUUACUCUGUGUGUGUUGGGGAUGGGGGAGCCCUAGCGAUUGUGUCCUGCACCUAGUCAUGCAAAGCAAGCACUCCACCACUGAGCUAGAUCCCCAGAACCCCACUGCCCAGCAUCCCAAGUGUAACCUUUGUCCUAGUUUCCCAAAGCAGACAGAGAACCUGGCUUCUGGCCUCAUGUUACAGUAGAAGUUGAGGGAAGCCAGCCUAUGAGAUCCUGACAUUUCCACAGGGAGGUGUGUGGAGGGCCAGCCUCCCCCUCAGUCUCUAACCAGCCGGAACCACCUCAGUGGCCUCAGCCCUGAGGAGUGUAUUCUGUGGCAUUUAAGGCAAGUUUAAAUUAAAAAAAAAAAAAAAGACAGCGACACUUCUUUGGUUAAG
Messenger RNA from Alexandromys fortis (reed vole), 6343 nucleotides. RefSeq names its product fibronectin leucine rich transmembrane protein 1 (gene Flrt1). The transcript has 3 exons. Lineage: Eukaryota; Metazoa; Chordata; Mammalia; Rodentia; Cricetidae. The coding region runs from base 1236 to 3260 and encodes 674 amino acids. Gene Ontology annotation, molecular function: protein binding. The record is from RefSeq and is a predicted model, not a curated record.